Saimiri boliviensis boliviensis (Bolivian squirrel monkey) is the source of this 1431-nucleotide messenger RNA. It is a transcript of the gene PI15, whose product is annotated as peptidase inhibitor 15. Lineage: Eukaryota; Metazoa; Chordata; Mammalia; Primates; Cebidae. The record is from RefSeq and is a predicted model, not a curated record. Gene Ontology annotation, cellular component: extracellular region.
UUGGUGUGUCUAUAUGUCUGGCAGACAUUAUCAGCACAUUCUCUGUUGUCACCUGUGAUUCAUUUUUCUUCACUCUCAAGGUGAAUUUCAAUUCCUGAAGAUUUCCCACUGAAAAUAAAUAUGCAGUAAUGCAUUUUGUGGUUCAGACAUUUGGGGCAAAUGGUUCACAUUCAUUUCAGUGUUAGUGGUUAUGCUGUUUAUUUUUCUCUGCUGUACGAAGUUCCUCUCAGGGGUCUGCCUCAUGACACUAAACAAAAUAAAAGAGAUUUUACUGUAGGUUAUCUCCUAGGCUUGAGUUCAACAUUUGUUUGAAUUUUUGGAGAAAGUCAAAUCAAGCAAUGCUCCCAAAUGAUGACUUUGUAAAUUCAUACCCUCUGGCCAUAUUUUUUUUUUCAAAGACCCUAACUCUACCUUUCUGCUUUAAAGCAAAGUAAACUCGGUGGCCUCUUCUCCACCCCUCAAAAUGAUAGCAGUCUCUGCCGUCGGCAGUGCACUCCUGUUCUCUCUUCUCUGUGAAGCAAGUACCGUCGUCCUACUCAAUUCCACUGACUCAUCCCUGCCAACCAAUAAUUUCACUGAUAUUGAAGCAGCUCUGAAAGCACAACUGGAUUCGGCGGAUAUCCCCAAAGCCAGGCGGAAGCGCUACAUUUCGCAGAAUGACAUGAUCGCCAUUCUUGAUUAUCAUAAUCAAGUUCGGGGCAAAGUGUUCCCACCAGCAGCAAAUAUGGAAUAUAUGGUUUGGGAUGAAAAUCUCGCAAAAUCGGCAGAGGCAUGGGCGGCUACUUGCAUUUGGGACCAUGGACCUUCUUACUUAUUGAGAUUUUUGGGCCAAAAUCUAUCUGUACGCACUGGAAGAUAUCGCUCUAUUCUCCAGUUGGUCAAGCCAUGGUAUGAUGAAGUGAAAGAUUACGCUUUUCCAUAUCCCCAGGAUUGCAACCCCAGAUGUCCUAUGAGAUGUUUUGGUCCCAUGUGCACACAUUAUACGCAGAUGGUUUGGGCCACUUCCAAUCGGAUAGGAUGUGCAAUUCAUACUUGCCAAAAUAUGAAUGUUUGGGGUUCUGUCUGGCGACGUGCAGUUUACUUGGUAUGCAACUAUGCCCCAAAGGGCAAUUGGAUUGGGGAAGCACCAUAUAAAGUAGGGGUACCGUGUUCAUCUUGUCCUCCAAGUUAUGGGGGCUCUUGUACUGACAAUCUGUGUUUUCCAGGAGUUACAUCAAACUACCUGUACUGGUUUAAAUAAGCUUACUUUUUCCUCCAGGAAAUAUAAUAAUUUCUGGGAACAUGGGCAUACAUAUAUAUAUAUAUAUAUAUAUAUAUAUAUAUAUUGAAUUUUGCACAUAUUUUGCAUAUUUUAUGAUAAUCUUGUUUUCCUUUUAGUAUUCCUUUGUAUAAAUUAGUGUUUGUCUAGCAUGUUUGUUUAAUCAUUUGAGA